This is a messenger RNA of Charadrius vociferus (killdeer), 903 nucleotides long. It is a transcript of the gene FAM222A, whose product is annotated as family with sequence similarity 222, member A. The transcript is spliced from 4 exons. The coding region runs from base 1 to 903 and encodes 300 amino acids. The record is from RefSeq and is a predicted model, not a curated record. Lineage: Eukaryota; Metazoa; Chordata; Aves; Charadriiformes; Charadriidae.
AUGGUGACAGCCGGCGGCACGCCGGCCCCCAGGGCCCCGCUUCGCAGCCUGGGGAGGGGGACUGGGCGAGACCCCCAGCGCCCUCGGGCAGAGCUCGGCCACGACGCUGCCACCCUGUGCGGGUCCCACCGCCACCGCCGGCUGUCCAGCCCGGGGACGAGCCCAGAGCCUGCGACCCCCCUGUCCGGUGGAGGGGGGCACAGGGCGGGAGCAAGCGGCAAGCGCGCAGGCGAGACGGCGGCACCCAUGCAUUCCCCGCGCUACCCCAGCCCCGCCGAGCUAGACGCCUACGCACAGAAGGUGGCCAACAGCCCGCUGACCAUCAAGAUCUUUCCCACCAACAUCAGGGUCCCCCAGCACAAGCACCUUAACCGGACGGUCAAUGGCUACGACACCACGGGGCAGCGCUACAGCCCCUACCCCCUGCACGCCGGCGGCUACCAAGGUCUCCUGGCCAUCGUGAAAGCCUCCGGCAAAAGCGUGGUGAAGAACUCGGAGGGGAAGCGGACUAAGCUCUCGCCCGCCCAGGUCGGCGUCGCUCCCUACCCCGCGUCAAGCACUUUAGCUCAAGGUCCCUCCUGCGCCGGGCAGCUGAGCUACCACGGCGGCCAGAAGCAGCUGGAGGGUCCCGUGCCACCCCACGUGACGGGGGCGGCCCCGCCGCCCGAGCUGGGGCCCGGCCCCCGCGAGCUGGGGGUCCCCCCCGCCGAGGGGGCUGCCCACAAGACGCUCUGCAAUACCUCCAUCCUCAGCAGCAGCCUCCAGUCCCUGGAGUAUCUCAUCAACGACAUCCACCCGCCCUGCAUCAAGGAGCAGAUGCUGGGCAAGGGCUACGAGACCGUGUCUGUGCCAAGGCUCUUGGACCACCAGCACGCCCACAUCCGCCUGCCCGUCUACAGAUAA